Candoia aspera is the source of this 1525-nucleotide messenger RNA. RefSeq names its product glycine receptor subunit alpha-4-like. Gene Ontology annotation, biological process: regulation of membrane potential; nervous system process; signal transduction. Lineage: Eukaryota; Metazoa; Chordata; Lepidosauria; Squamata; Candoiidae. The coding region runs from base 113 to 1477 and encodes 454 amino acids. The transcript is spliced from 9 exons. Gene Ontology annotation, cellular component: plasma membrane; synapse; neuron projection. Gene Ontology annotation, molecular function: transmembrane signaling receptor activity; excitatory extracellular ligand-gated monoatomic ion channel activity; transmitter-gated monoatomic ion channel activity involved in regulation of postsynaptic membrane potential. The record is from RefSeq and is a predicted model, not a curated record.
UGCCUGGGAGAGCGGCGGUGGGACAUGCUCGCGCGACUCCCUGGACUGGAGCGCUGCCCCGCGAGCCUCGCCGCCCGCCCGCUUCGGCCUCAGCCCCUUUGGCCUCACAGUGAUGCCCCGAGGCCACGGAAUGCGAGUCCCGCUCCUGCUCCUGCAUGGCGCCCUGCUCGGAUUUGUGACAGGGAAAGGAGUCAAAUCAGCCCUGCAGAGCCUCCCCCAGCCGAUGUCUCCCUCUGACUUCCUGGACAAGCUGAUGGGCCGGACAUCAGGGUACGAUGCUCGCAUUAGGCCCAAUUUCAAAGGUCCACCUGUCAACGUGACAUGCAACAUCUUCAUAAACAGCUUUGGUUCAGUCACAGAAACUGCCAUGGAUUACCGUGUCAAUGUCUUUCUACGGCAGCACUGGAAUGACCCCCGCCUAACCUAUUGGGAAUACCCUGAUGACUCUCUGGACUUGGACCCCUCCAUGCUAGACUCUAUCUGGAAGCCAGAUUUGUUCUUUGCCAAUGAGAAGGGAGCCAAUUUCCAUGAGGUCACUACAGACAACAAGCUUCUGCGCAUUUUCAAAAAUGGAGGCGUGCUGUACAGCAUCAGGCUGACUCUUAUCCUGUCUUGUCCUAUGGAUCUCAAGAACUUCCCUAUGGACAUCCAGACAUGUACCAUGCAGCUGGAGAGCUUUGGCUACACCAUGAACGACCUGAUCUUCGAGUGGGAGAAGGAGCGGGAGGCCGUGCAGGUGGCCGAUGGCUUGACACUCCCUCAGUUCAUUCUGCAGGAUGAGAAGGACCUGGGCUAUUGCACCAAGUCUUACAACACAGGGCAGUUCACCUGCAUUGAGGUGAAGUUCCAUCUAGAGCGGCAGAUGGGCUACUAUCUGAUCCAGAUGUACAUCCCGAGUUUGCUGAUCGUCAUCCUUUCUUGGGUUUCCUUUUGGAUUAACAUGGAUGCUGCACCAGCCCGGGUGGGGCUUGGCAUCACCACUGUGCUGACAAUGACCACCCAGAGUGCAGGCUCCCGGGCAUCCUUGCCAAAGGUCUCCUACGUCAAGGCCAUUGACAUCUGGAUGGCCGUCUGCCUCCUGUUCGUCUUUGCUGCCCUGCUGGAGUAUGCUGCAGUCAACUUUGUCUCGCGCCAGCACAAGGAACUCCUGCGUCGGCAGCGGAGCCAACGGCGGCAGCGGAUGGAAGAGGAGGUGGUCCGCGAGAGCCGAUUCUACUUCAAGGGCUAUGGCCUGGGCCAUUGUCUGCAGCGCGUGAAAAGCGGGGGAGCUGUGGAAAGCCCCAUCUACGGUCCUCCUGCUCUGGCCUCGCUCCUGCGAGAAGGAGAAGUGCUCCGGAGGCACCAUCUGGAUAGGGCCAAGCGGAUUGACACUGUCUCCCGGGCAGUCUUCCCCUUCACCUUCCUGGUGUUCAACAUUUUCUACUGGGUGGUCUACAAAGUGCUUCGCUCCAAGGAUGUCCACCAAGCAGCCCCCUGAGCUCUGUGCAGGACAUAGCACCAGGCCAGCAGGACUCAAGAGCAAAGA